CUUCAAUUCCUCCUGAAAUAAAGAAUGGAACAGACAUCGCCGAAGAAAAUCCUUACCAAGGAUGAACACCUACGACAGCCAGAGAAGGGUAUGCUGAAGCUGUUUGGGACUAUUGUUUAUCACACAAACAGGGGCAGCAAAAAGAGUUUGAUUUUAAAGGUGGUGAAGGUUCAAAAAGUGAAAGAAUGCAGGGGGUUCGCAGAUGAUGCAAUUGAUUUGGAUAUCCACUCUGAAUCUUCUAAUGGGGAAGAAAAUGUAACUGGUGGAAGUCCAAUCACGUAUCUUCUGAAAACAUUUUGUUUUAACAAAAAUGGAGAUUGA
Messenger RNA from Lactuca virosa, 321 nucleotides. The record is from the annotation of a GenBank genome assembly. Lineage: Eukaryota; Viridiplantae; Streptophyta; Magnoliopsida; Asterales; Asteraceae.